Molecule: messenger RNA, 372 nt
Organism: Penicillium verhagenii
Lineage: Eukaryota; Fungi; Ascomycota; Eurotiomycetes; Eurotiales; Aspergillaceae
Product: DUF2423 domain-containing protein
Exons: 3
Coding region: 1-372 (123 amino acids)
Cellular component (GO): preribosome, large subunit precursor
Source: RefSeq, a predicted model, not a curated record
AUGGCUAAGAGUAUCCGCGCCAGUGUCGGCAAGCGCAAUCGUGCUACUUUGCGCAAGAAGGUGUUCGGUCCCGUCGUUGACGCCCGCACUGAACGACUUGCCGCCAAACUCCAAGAACUUGCGUCCCAACCUCGUCCUAAGAACCCGGAAAAGACAAAGACAGAGUCAGAGAUGGAAGUAGAGUCAGACGAAGCUGCCGAUCAAAGCUCCAGCGCUAAAGCAGCCCCAACUGAUGAAGCCAUGGAUAUUGAUAUCAAGUCCUCCAAGAAACGAUCAAAGUUCGGUCGGGUGCAGAAAACCAAGAAGCCCCGCAACAACAUCGUGUUUAAAGCUCACCCUUCCAAGGCAAAGAAUGGUUCUAAGAGGAAGUGA